CACUGCUUUGAGUGUACAGAAAAUUGUCUUCAUUUUGUAUAUUUUUUUGGGGGGAGAUUUAUUUAACUAGGCAAGCCAGUUAAAGAACAAAUCCUUAUUUUCAAUGAGGGCCUAGGAACAGUGGGUUAACUGCCUGUUCAGGUGCAGAACGACAGAUUUGUACCUUGUCAGCUCGGGGGUUUGAACUUGCAACCUUGCUAGUCCAACGCUCUAACCACUAGGCUACCCUGCCGCCCCAAUUAUAUUGAUGGCGUUAUGGAAACAGGUUUUAUUGGCUAAAUUUGGAAACUCCUAUCUUGCUGCAAAAAAAAUAGAAAUGUCUCGUUUUCAGGGCUUUUGGGCUGGUUUUGAGACAUCGUUGUUUAGACAUUUGAUUUUGACCCUGGCAACCCUGCGUAGGAGGUUACUUUACCUGUGUGCAGGUAGCCAAAGUCGCAUCGGAAUAAGAGCUUUGUUUGCUUGAGUAGUUAGGAUAAAUCUAUGUGUUCGGAUUUAGACUAUAUGUAAGGUUGUCGUCCAUAAUUUAGUUUGUAAAUUUGAAACAAUCCCGGAGCAUUCCAGAUGGAAUGAUAUCUGGAACGUGUACUUUCACUUUUACUUACUAGCAUACAGGACUGUCAAACUCGGACCGAAGGAAAUGGCAGGUAGCUUUUUUGGGAAAGUUAUACUGCUUUUGGUUUAUUUUCUCGUGGAGGUGACAGGUGAACAGCAGUAUGGUGGCCUGGGAAGAGAGAUCACCCUGACCCCCAAGGUCUCAGGUCAGCCUGAGGACAUCCUGUGGAAACACAAUGGGAACAAGGUGGUGGAGUUUGAUAGGAGUCAGAAUGUUGAGUAUGGCAGCUAUAAAGGCAGGACCAUCCUGGACUGGGACUCUGGAGCGCUAACUAUCAAAGGUCUCACUGAUGCAGACAGUGGGCCCUAUGAGUUAGAGGCUGUCGUCAAGGGCAAGCUGCAGUACUCUCAACAUAAGGUGGGGGUUAUUGAUGAUGUGGCACAGCCCAGUGCAACCUGUGUGGUUGACACCACAACCCCAGAGAACAUGGACAGAACCCUGCUGUGCUCAGCUGACCUCCAGCCCCUGACCCAGUUCAUCUGGAGGAGUCCUGAGGGGUCAGAGAGUCCUGGACCUGAACUGUUCAUACCUGGGGGGGAGAACCAGGAUUCUGAGAACCAGGAGUCUAUCUACACAUGUGUGGUGAAAAACCCUGUUAGUGAGAAAAGUGCAGAGUUCACCCUGAAGAACUGCUACACUGAGGAAGGCUCAUCCAGUGUCCUGGCUGUGGUCCUGUCCAUUCUCCUUCUCCUCGUCUUAGUUGCUGUUGUGGCAUUUCUCUUGUGGUACUACUGGAGGAAAUGCAAGAAACCGGCUGAAGCUGCACCGACAAAAUCUGAAGAAGAGAAAGGACUGGUGGCAUAUACAAAACAAGGAAACAACGAUCCCGAGGAUGACCAUUCUGAGAACACUGGAAAUAUAACUUCUAUACCAAAAGGAAUGGUAAAAGAGCAGGUAGAGCUGAUAAACAAGCAGAAUGCAGAUCCAAGUAGGAAAUGGCAAACUGGACCAGCUGGAAGAAUUUUCUCUCCAACAAAAAGUAGGGGUCACAGCCUUCUAUACAGACAGAAUGACAGUCUCUCAGACAAACAGACAGUGACAGACACAGAGCAUGUACAGGACAAUUGGACCAACCCAGGCCAACAAGACCUAGUCACACCAGACCACACCCAGGCCCAACAAGACCUAGUCACACCAGACCCCACUCCUGCCCAACAAGACCUAGUCACACCAGACCCCACCCCUGCCCAACAAGACCUAGUCACAGAAGACCCCACCCCUGCCCAACAAGACCUAGUCACAGCAGACCCCACCCCUGCCCAACAAGACCUAGUCACACCAGACCCCACCCCUGCCCAACAAGACCUAGUCACACCAGACCCCACCCCUGCCCAACAAGACCUAGUCACACCAGACCCCACCCCUGCCCAACAAGACCUAGUCACACCAGACCCCACCCCUGCCCAACAAGACCUAGUCACAGAAGACCCCACCCCUGCCCAACAAGACCUAGUCACACCAGACCCUACCCCUGCCCAACAAGACCUAGUCACACCAGACCCCACCCCUGCCCAACAAGACCUAGUCACAGCAGACCCCACCCCUGCCCAACAAGACCUAGUCACACCAGACCCCACCCCUGCCCAACAAGACCUAGUCACAGCAGACCCCACCCCUGCCCAACAAGACCUAGUCACAGAAGACCCCACCCCUGCCCAACAAGACCUAGUCACAGAAGACCCCACCCCUGCCCAACAAGACCUAGUCACAGCAGACCCCACCCCUGCCCAACAAGACCUAGUCACAGAAGACCCCCCCCUUCCCAACAAGCCCUAGUCACAGCAGACCCCACCCUUGCCCAACAAGACCUACUCACACCAGACCCCACCCCUGCCCAACAAGACCUAGUCACACCAGACUCCACCCAGGCCCAACAAGAACUAGUCACACCAGACCCCACCCCUGCCCAACAAGACCUAGUCACACCAGACCACUCCCAGGCCCAACAAAACCUAGUCACACCAGACCACUCCCAGGCCCAACAAGACCUAGUCACACCAGAAUCCAAAGAAUCCAAGCUAGGCACGCCCACACCAGAACCCAACCAGGAAACAGCUCCAGAGACAGCUCCAGGCCAAAAAUACCCAAUCACAACAGAGACAGCUUCAGGCCAAAAAUACCCAAUCACAACAGAGACAGCUCCAGGCCAAACAGAAUCAGCAGGCACAACACCCAAAUCGAUUCCACUAAAUGCAGAAACAGAUAAACCCAACCAGGACAUAGGGCACAAGAAGGCCCUGCUAGACCUGAACAAACCAGGUCUUAAACAGGAGAAUGAACUAGACCAAGAAUCAGACAAGCCCCAAGAGGAGAUGACAAACCUGUACACGGGAGAUGGUAAACAUGAGAGCGACUCAGGCACUUAAUGAUGAAUGAUGAAAAGCCAGAGAUAAAGAUCCAAGGAGAAGGACCGUACACAGCAGACCACAAAGACAAUAACCAAACAAAUCAACAUACACAGGAGGACAACCAGGACAUCCAGUUAGGGGAGUGAAGACAGAAUGAUGAUGUGGAAGAAUAAGGGAAAGGGCAAAGAGUAAGUAAUGAGGAGAACAGAGAUGGAAUAAUGGACCACAAUAGAUGUAUGGGUGCAAACACAGAGGAUGAUGGGGGAAAUGAAGUAGAGAUGGAGGAGGAAGGGAUAGAGCAGAAGGAACCAGGCACAGAGAAUGAAGGAGAUAAUACCAACCAAACAUCUACUCAGAGUGAUGAGGAGCUGGAUGAGACACCCAUCACAGACCCCAAUGCGCAGCACAUUACCCAGACUACACUACAGGGUUGUCCACUGGGUAGUCCAGUGACAAUAAUCCCUAAUGCAAAUAACCCAGUACAAUUAUGGGUAAACUGUAUGACUUUAAAUCCACUGUUUUUGAGAUGACACUAAAGUUUGGAUAACAGGUCUCCACCUUAUUUUCUACUGAGCUGCUACCCUCAUACUGUUAGAAGAAAAACUCUGGUGAAGAAAAUGCUGGAUGCUACAGUGUAAUACAAGCAUUGGAAUUUCUUGAUUUUGGUUUCAUAGUUUGCAAACAGCAUUGUAUUCUCUAGUUAUGUUUCAGUUCUACAUACCUGUGGUAGCUAACAUAAUACAUUAUUUACUACAAGUUAAUACACUAUUUGUUAUUUUAGCUCAAUUUAAAGACAUGUUUUAAUGAACCUUAACAUACUGUUAUUGCUAAAGAACUUACUUAGGCUACUGAUAUGCCAUCUUGAUGGGUUGUCAGAGGUCCUCAGUGAUCAGUGUAAAUAAAUAAAUGUUAACAGAAUGAUGUGAAUAAAUGACUAGAACAAGCGGUUGUCACUCUGCAUCACGUGGGACUAAACAGCCCUCAGUAGUGGCCUGCAUUCAUGGAUGCCAAGGGAAGCCAGGCUUCCCCAACUAUUUAAACAAUCAAUAAAUACAAAUUCUCAAAUCA
Molecule: messenger RNA, 4029 nt
Organism: Oncorhynchus nerka (sockeye salmon)
Lineage: Eukaryota; Metazoa; Chordata; Actinopteri; Salmoniformes; Salmonidae
Product: cell surface glycoprotein 1-like
Exons: 8
Coding region: 638-2389 (583 amino acids)
Source: RefSeq, a predicted model, not a curated record